AUGGACUUUGUCAAAGGGACCGAAGAUCACCGGGGAGUAAAAGUUAUUGCGGGUGACGAUAAGCACAAGAUCGGAAAGGUGAAACAAGUAGACAAAUUCUCGAAUCGCGUCUGGGUAGAAGAUGCAAAAAUGGGAAGGAUGACAAAAAAAGUCUCAGAAAUUCAAAUGGAUGACGAACAAUUAAACAAGGAUAAAACCGGGGGCUGGUGGAUGCGACAUUCUUUGAAAGCAAUUCAUGUGUCAAACCCAAAAAUGUAG
This is a messenger RNA of Acaulospora colombiana, 258 nucleotides long. Lineage: Eukaryota; Fungi; Glomeromycota; Glomeromycetes; Diversisporales; Acaulosporaceae. The record is from the annotation of a GenBank genome assembly.